UUGGCGGGGUGGAGAAGGAGGGGUGUUGUUAUUUUUUGCCGGACGCCUGGGUCCCUAGGAUGGGAACCGAUUGGGGAGGGGGCUGUCAUUUGCCACUACUUCCCAGGUUCCUCUCGCCCCAUUGGCCCCAGUUUCCCUCAACCACGCUCCUUUUUCUGGGUGUAUGACGGGUCAUGCCAGCCGUUCAGCAGCACCCAAGUUCCAUCCUUGGGGGCUCUGCAUGGUGGACUGUGGAGCGACUUGGGGCUUCCGCCUGCGAGUCCUUUGGUGUGCCUGCCAUGCCAUAUCUGGGGUCUAACCCUGCAGUGGCAACCGCAUUUCCUGGAUUGCAAUGGAGGAGGAGCUGAGCUCUGCCACCUGUCACAGCCCAUAGGUGUGGCCGGUCACCACAACUGCCAGCAGGACAUGAACUGGGAACAGGCAAGCAGGUUCCCAAGAACCUCAGGCUCAUGCCCAUCCCGGCCCGCCCACACCUGCAAUGGGAUGAUUCUUUAAAUCCCUUGCGGAUUAGUGUGGGUAGCCUCCCAGUGCUGGCGUCCAUGACCAAGGCAGCUGACCCUCGCUUCCGCCUGCGCUGGAAGGCCAUUGUGGCAACCUCCCUGGCCCUGGCUCUUGUGCUGCUGCUCCUCUGCUUCCAGCGUUCACCCUCAACAAGCCGGCCAGCUCCUCCCAAUGCUCAUAAUUGGCGGCUCAGUGUGCUGCCAGGUGAGCGGUACAAUGACACCUAUCCGCUGUCACCGCCCCAACAUAUCCCCGAAGGUGUACGCUACCGCAUUGGACUCAUUGCUGACCUGGACACAAAUUCCAGGGGCACCACUGAGCAUACGUGGUUCAGCUACCUGAAGAAGGGUUACUUGACACUGUCGGCCAGUGGGGACCAUGUCUCCAUCGAGUGGGAUACCCAGGACCAUACGCUGGAGUCUCACUUGGCUGAGAAGGGACGUGGUAUGGAGCUCUCUGAACUGGUAGUCUUCAAUGGCAAGCUCUAUGCUGUGGAUGAUCGCACUGGGGUGGUCUACCAGAUCGAUGGAACCAAGGUGGUACCUUGGGUGAUCUUGUCUGAUGGGGAUGGCACAGUCGGCAAGGGGUUUAAGGCGGAGUGGCUGGCAGUGAAGGAUGAGCAUCUCUAUGUGGGAGGCCUGGGCAAGGAGUGGACAACAGCCACAGGGAAGGUGCUCAACGAGAACCCUGAAUGGGUGAAGGUCGUCGGCUACAAAGGUGAUGUGGCCCACGAGAACUGGGUGGCCAAUUACAAUGCGCUCAGGACAGCUGCUGGGAUCAAACCCCCAGGUUACCUGAUCCAUGAAUCUGCCUCUUGGAGUGAGACACUCCAGCGCUGGUUCUUCCUGCCACGCCGUGCCAGCCACGGACGCUACAAUGAGCAGGAAGAUGAGCGCCGUGGCACCAAUUUGCUUUUAAGUUCCACAUCAGACUUUGCUGAUAUAACUGUGAACCGUGUUGGUGAUGUCAUCCCCACCCAUGGCUUCUCCUCCUUCAAGUUUGUUCCUGACACUGAUGACCAGAUCAUUGUGGCACUGAAAUCUGAGGAGGAUGCCGGACGCGUGGCAACCUACAUCACAGCCUUCACGCUGGAUGGGCGUUUCCUGCUGCCUGAGACUCACAUUGGUUCUGUCAAAUAUGAGGGCAUUGAGUUUAUCUAGUUAACAAAUGGAUGCUAGUUAACAAAGGGAUUGAGACAGAACAGGUGGAGUGGGAGGCAGGAGAUUGUGCCCUGGGCUUCUUCCUUUCAUUCAGGCUCAGCUGCAGAGCAUGAUGAGACUGUGAGGUGUUGCUCUUGACAUGGCUUUUACCUCCGAAAGCAACACAGCCACUGCAGGUAUGACCUGACUGUUUCUGUGCUGACCCCUAGUGGUGGAAGGUGAGCAGUGUCUCUUCCAUCCCCCCCCCCCCCCCCCCCCCCCCACUUCAUUGCUCCCCAGAAGAGACUGGCCUUAUUUCUAUCCAACUCCCUGCUGUACUCGGCUAGUCUGGUGGUUUGGCAGAACAUACAUGAGCGGAAAUCAGCUUGAUCUCUCCCUACUCUGUUCCACUUCCCUGUCCAUUUUAACUUAAAAUGAUUCACAUGUGCCUUUGCUGGGAAGGGGAGAUCUUGGCACCUGAUACUCCAGCAAAGUUAUUAUCCAGUCACUUGGAAGAUCUUUCUAGACACUGCCCACCCCACCCCACAGGGGCCUUGAUGCCAACCGGAUAGGCACUGAUUUGCGAUGGGACAUCACCAGUGUGAGCUGGACUUCUCGUCUGGGAAUGCGCCCUCUAGCAGCAGAGAAGGGGUAUAACAGCACAACUGGAAGCUUUCAUGUCUGUGUGGAACAAGAAAGUGAUAUGCCUUCAUUGUGGCCAAGGGGUCACUUCAGCGAGGUGCUCUGUACCACUCCAGCCGUGGGACAUAAUACUUAGAUGCCACAUAGGUACAGUCUAAACUCAGAAGGGUGUAUCAUAAAGCUGUACUCAGGGGCCAGAUCAAUGGCCCACCUGGCCCAAGUGUUUUCUUUUGGACAGCUGCUCAGUUCUUAAGAAGAUCUGUAAAGGGGCAAUCCAUCCUGUGUUGGGUCAUCAUCAGAGGGGUCUUUAUUAUUAUUAUUAUUAUUAAUAUUAAUAUUAUUCUUUUUGUUAUUAAAAGGGGGGAGGAGUUCAGAGCCAGAAAGUCAAAAUCUUAUGAGAGUAUUGGAGCUGGAAUAAAGCAUGCUGAUGUAUUGCAGCCACAGGAUUUUUGAGCAUUGGGCAUUCCUUGUUCUCCCUGAUAGGACGUACAAGCCUGGGCUGAGCCCCCACUCCCCCUUUCCUGAGCAUUAACAGUAGUUGUAGCAGUGUGUGUACUUCUCACAAUAAAUUAUCAGUCACAUUUUCUGGUGCAAAAACCUUUGGUGAUUUGGCCUACCAGAUCAGGCACCCUCUACCACAUUGCUCUAAUGAUUGUUUUUGUUUUGACUAUAGUUCAGAAAGUAAAUGUAGUAGGCACUUCCCCACAUCAGCUAGGCUUUUGUAUGUGCAUACAGGAAAGAUGGCAUCUUAUGGAGGCUUCAGGGUAGAAACGAACAACAACACCCCGUCCCUUUUGUUUACAUGUACAUGGUUGGAAUCUCUGCCAUUUUUUUGUGGUGCCAUCUAGUGACACAAAAAAUGUAAAGCCUGACACAAUUUAGUGGCGCUUACCCAAAUCAGACAUUCUCAGACUGCCUUUCCCCAAGGUUUCCUGCAAUAUUUUAUGUUAUAUCAUAACUUUAGCUUGUCUGAAUAGUGGAUGAGACUCAGAAAGGUUGGUCACUAGAUGGCAGCACUUGUUUGUUGUAAAACCAGAAGCUGCUUCAGCCUUCCAAGGCAAGACCAGUUCUGUCUUUGGGUGUGUGGUGCCAUGUAUGUCAAAUACGUCGUGGGAUCGUUGUGUUGGUUUAGCUUUUGCUGUUAAAUAUACAUAAAGUUCAGAUCACCAUGUAAAAAUGCAAGGUAUAUCAAAUAAAAAUAAGGGUGUUUGGCAUACCAAAUAAAACUGAAAUUUGA
Hemicordylus capensis (graceful crag lizard) is the source of this 3519-nucleotide messenger RNA. It is a transcript of the gene CANT1, whose product is annotated as calcium activated nucleotidase 1. NCBI's taxonomy places the organism in Eukaryota, Metazoa, Chordata, Lepidosauria, Squamata, Cordylidae. The record is from RefSeq and is a predicted model, not a curated record. Bases 450 to 1661 code for a protein of 403 amino acids. Gene Ontology annotation, biological process: proteoglycan biosynthetic process. Gene Ontology annotation, molecular function: GDP phosphatase activity; calcium ion binding; UDP phosphatase activity. The transcript has 5 exons.